Messenger RNA from Anopheles darlingi, 1665 nucleotides. RefSeq names its product zinc finger protein ZFP2-like. Gene Ontology annotation, molecular function: zinc ion binding. Gene Ontology annotation, cellular component: nucleus. The record is from RefSeq and is a predicted model, not a curated record. The transcript has 4 exons. Lineage: Eukaryota; Metazoa; Arthropoda; Insecta; Diptera; Culicidae. Bases 1 to 1665 code for a protein of 554 amino acids.
AUGAGUUUGCAAAUAGAUAUGAACAGCGUGUGCAGGAUUUGCCUAUCGGAAUCCGACCCCAGCCUCUCCUUAUUUCACAUCUUCACCGAUACCAUCGUAGAUGGAACGUUGGUGGCCUUCCCGUACGUGAUUGAGUUUUGCUUGGGUUUGAAGCUUGGACAGGAUGUAGAAGGAGCUCCCAGCAAGGUUUGCCAAGCAUGCCGCUCGCAGUUGUUCCAGUUUUAUAUCUUCAAACAAAAGAGCCACAGAACGGACAAGCUGAUUCAAUCGUUGCUCCAAACCGAACCUCAAUCGACGAAAGUAGAGUUAUGCGCGGUCAAGGAAAACACCUUCAUUUACGAACUGUCCGAGGAGUUGUUGAGUGAUUCGGAAGAGACGCCCUCGAUGGCGGCCGAACCGAACCCCGGCUCAUUAGUCUAUGAUAACGAGGAGUUUAUGCUAGAAGACGAACUCAUUGAGGAAUCGACGGGCCUCGAUACAUCCAAAUCACUGGAGCAGAAUGGUGAUUCUUUGGAGAACGAAAGUCACAUGCACCUGCCCGCUACAGACGUAGGUGAUGAGGGUACGGAAGAUGAUAUUGAGUCAAGCAAUGCGGCGGAAGAUGAUAUUGAAUCGAGCGCAACGCCUUCCUAUGCUUGUUCGCCAAUCAAGCAAGUGCAGCUCAUUAGUGUCGUUCCAGUUCCAACUGUUACGGAGACGAAGGAAUUAAAAUGUGAAAUCUGCGCCACCACCCAUCCGUCAAGAGGUUGUCUGAAGCGGCAUAUGAGGAAACAUAGGAAUGCUAAUAUUCUGCUAGAGCACAUGAGCUUCUAUUCCUGCGAGGUAUGUCAUUCGCUGUAUCUGAACGAAGAGGAGCGAAACGAGCACUAUCAAGCUUGUGCCAACUCGUUUGCGAACAACGAUGAAAUACUGUCGGAGCGCGGUCAGCAUCUCGAUGAUGGUGGAGGGCUGUGUGGCGUGUGUAAUGUGUCCUAUGUCAAUAGCGAAAUGCUUAAACACCACAUGGUACUAACUCACUUGGGGAAAUUUUCCUGUCCGUUCGCGGACUGUGGUUGCGAGUACAAUUCAAUGGCCCCGCUCGCUCUACAUAUUACCAACAAACAUAUACAAUCGGCUGAAACCACCCGUUGCCUUCGGUGCAAAGAAGAGAUCACUCGGGGAUGUAUGGAGCAACAUCUUGAAUCAGGCUGCAAAGCUAUUCCUCAGUUCGAUUGUAUGCACUGUGAUAAAAAAUUCCUCUCAUCACGAGCCCUUGCACAACACCUUAAACAACUGGAGCAAAGGUUCCAGUGUGAGGUGUGCGAGAAAUCGUUCGCCGCGCUAGCAUCAUUGCGAUCACAUCAGCUAACACACACGGGAGAAAAACCGUUCCUUUGCACCGUCUGCGGUAAAUCGUUUACGACGGCCAGUCACCGGACCGCUCACAUGGAUACGCACAUUAAAGGCAAGUUGUUCGAGUGUGACUUGUGUGGCAAGUGUCUGCAAUCACGUGCCUGCUACCGAAACCACGUCAAACGACAUCGCCAGGAGCGGAGCCACCGAUGUGAUAUCUGCGGCAAAAUGUUCUACUCCAAGUACAGUGUCCGGGUCCACCAGCAGGAAGUGCAUAAAAUGAAAAAUGUUACUCAAGCAGAUGAAUGGAAUGAAGGAAAUCGUUACAGUUAG